AUGUGGCGAAAAGUUCAGUCCGUUGGUCUUUCUAUUAAGUAUGGGGAAGACGAAGAAUUUAGUUUGCUAGUCCGUCAUUUGCUUGCUCUUGCUUUUUUAUCACCAGAAGAAAUUCCAUCAGCAUUUGCUGAAAUUAAAGAACAACUAGAAAUAGAAUCUGGCACGGAACAUUUUUUAAUGUGGUUUGAGGAUAACUAUGUUCUUGGUCGAGUUCGAAAAACACUACGGAAUGGCAACAUUAUUCGAGGAUUACCGUUAUUUUCACCAGAAUUGUGGUCUGUUUUUAAUUAG
Messenger RNA from Macrosiphum euphorbiae (potato aphid), 291 nucleotides. Lineage: Eukaryota; Metazoa; Arthropoda; Insecta; Hemiptera; Aphididae. The record is from the annotation of a GenBank genome assembly.